CCCGCACUAACUAGCUACGUCUAGGGAGCUGUUACAUAGCUCCCACCGGCGCCAAAGCACCACCAAAAAAGGGCCACUGUUCACGGCUCUUCCCGCUCAACAUCUGUCGAACCAUCCGUCAUAGCUGAAGGAAGCAUUUGACCUUUGAUACGUACUAGAGUACACCUGCAUUUGCAUCUCGUGUAAAGAGAGCUAUCUGAUCAAUCAAGACGGAAAUGUCUAGUCAACACUCUCCCGGAACCCCUGAUCCUCACGGCCCUACAACAACAACAACAACAACAACCUUCUCGCUACCACUCCGCCCACGCCUUGCCGGCGCCCAAAGCACAAUGGCCGUCCGUCUUGAACCAGAGCACCAACAGACCACAUCUCUCCCUCUGCUCUCACCGGGCAUCUCAGUCCAGUUCCAUGGCGACCCUACCGACCAUGGCAGGCCGAGACCGGCAACGCCUCCUCACACUCAUUCGGCCCCUCCCCAAAUGCAACCAUAUCCGAGUCCACUGAGACAUCACAAGAGAACCCCGUCCUUCCACAGAGAAGUCAAGGAAACCCUCAAUGCGAGAUCCGAGUACCUGGACGACGAUGUCGACGGCUGUUCCCGCCAACGCAUCAACCAGUAUCUGAUCAAGGACGAGAUAGGCCAUGGCUCUUACGGCGCCGUACGUCUGGCCACCGACCAGUUCGGCAAGGAGUAUGCCAUCAAGCAGUUCUCCAAGGCUCAGCUCAGAAGGCGCGCUCAGUCCAACAUCCUACGCCAUGCACCAAGAGGUCCGCGGAACCAGUCCAUCUCUCGCUUUUCAGAGCAGAGGCUUAAAGAGGCCAAGGAUGCCCUCUUUCUCAUUCGGGAGGAGAUCGCCAUCAUGAAGAAGCUGAACCAUCCCAACCUGGUCCAGCUGUAUGAGGUGUUGGACGAUCCCGAGGAUGAUUCACUCUACAUGGUUCUGGAAAUGUGCAAAAAGGGCGUGGUCAUGAAGAUGGGCAUUCAUGGUUCGGUUGAGCCUUUGCCCGAGGAACAAUGCCGGUUUUGGUUUCGUGAUCUCAUUCUGGGCAUAGAGUAUCUACACUCGCAAGGAGUGAUCCACCGCGAUAUCAAGCCGGACAACCUGCUCCUUACCGAAGACGAUGUCCUCAAGAUCGUCGACUUUGGAGUCUCCGAAAUCUUCCAAAAGACAGAUGAGAUGAAGACCGCCAAGCCUGCAGGCUCACCAGCUUUCUUGCCCCCUGAGUUGUGCGCAAAGCAUGGUGAUGUCUCGGGCAGGGCAGCCGAUAUCUGGUCCAUGGGUGUUACCCUUUAUUGUCUGCGCUACGGCAAGCUUCCCUUCGCACAUGAUAACCAGCUGGAAAUGUGGGAAGCCAUCAAGACCGAGGAGCCUCAGUUUCCACCUGACGAGAAACCCGAGUUUCUUGACUUGAUGCAUAAGAUCCUGGAGAAGGACCCGGCCAAAAGGAUUACCAUGCAUGAGCUCAGGGAGCAUCCUUGGGUCACCAAGAACGGCCAGGAUCCGUUGCUGAGCGAAGAAGAGAAUUGCUCCGAGCCAAUCGAAGUACCCAACGCUCUCGAAGUCAACCAUGCCGUUACCCGGAGAAUGAGCCAUCUGUUCUGUGUGAUGAGAGCAAUCUCGAAAUUUAAGAGCCUCCUCAACCGCAACGGAGCUACGUCCAAAUUACAGACCCCAACCCUCCAAGUCCAACCUGGCAAAAACAAGCCACCAACAGCGGACAUCAACUUUUCCAACACCAACUCCAAGGACUCUCAAAAUGAGGAAUCCACAGCCGAAUUCGCCAGCCGUAUCCUUGAAGAGCGUCGUCGAUUCUUCAAUCCCACCGGUUCUCGCACCUUUGGUAACGACCGAGCCUUACGCGGGCAGUACAACCUCAGCGGUCCUUUCCAUCCCCUCGCCACCGGAAACCCUUCUCCUUCUUUUACACAACCGUCGUCCACCACCACCACCACCACCGCCACCUCAUCCUCUUCCACCAUUACUUUAACCGACACCACGACCAUCUCAGCGGGUCCAGAGACUUCCGAACAACAACAAGAGCAGCAGCAGCAGCAGCAGCAGAAUGAACAGCAACAAAACCAGCAGCCCCAACCACCGCCCCAUCUUGGCAUCGGCGUAGGCGGUGACGACACAAGCUUCGCCAUCAACCCCUCCGACCUCCCGCCCGCCGACCACGUGUCUGAGUCGCCCACCAUGGUCGACUUCAACAUCUAUGAUAACGCAUUCGAAGCCGAGAUUGAGCGGAUCAAGCGGUCCGCUAGCAUUAGUUCUAGUGGCGGCCGUCGUAGGAAUAGUAAGGCUAAUGAACGAAGAGGGACGGGCACAGGCACGGGAACAACGUUUUAUCACACGCGGUUGAAUAAGAAGAAGCAUGAUACUGCUAUCUUGGGGAGUGAUGGCCAAGAAGAGGUGGGGGAGCAGGGGCAGAGGUUGUGGUCUGGGACGGGAAAGGGGGAUGAUGAUAACGUGGAUGGAGCUGGGGAUACGCCGAGGAGUUUGUGGCAGCCGCGAGGGGAGGCGGGAAAAGAGGGGACAAGUGGAUUUGCGGAUGUGGUAGCUAAAGCUAUGGAAGGGAUGAAGGAGUUGGCGGUUGGGGGUGGCGAGCUGGAGGGAGAAGGGAAGGACGGGGAGGGUGGUGGACAAUAGUUGAAGGGGGAGGCAACAAGGAAAACUGCGUGUGUGAGCAAUGAAAUGCUCUAUGGAGGCCUCUGAUUGGGCGGCGCAGUGAUUACUCAUUCUGGUAUAAUUGACCUCAAGUCCGGAGAUCAUCUAGUACCUGGGCGGUUUUGUUUAGAAUUGGCUAUGUAUUCCUACCUUUGGGCUAUUAGAAACACGUCACCAAAUGUUGCUCUUUGGGAGUCAACGAAAGUGCGAGUAUAUAUACCUAGUUCUAUCUUGCAAUAUCUGAAUAGGACAUCUGGGUUGUUUUCAUCAGUCG
Molecule: messenger RNA, 2940 nt
Organism: Neurospora crassa OR74A
Lineage: Eukaryota; Fungi; Ascomycota; Sordariomycetes; Sordariales; Sordariaceae
Gene: camk-3
Product: calcium/calmodulin-dependent protein kinase
Exons: 4
Coding region: 216-2648 (810 amino acids)
Biological process (GO): protein phosphorylation; intracellular signal transduction
Cellular component (GO): cytoplasm
Molecular function (GO): ATP binding; protein serine/threonine kinase activity
Source: RefSeq, a predicted model, not a curated record